ACUAGAUGGAUGGUUACAGUUUAUGGCAUGCUUAGUUCAUUAGCUACUCUUUUAGUACCUUUUGCUAGCACUCUAGGAUUCUGGACAUUAUUAGCUGUUCGAGUUGUUCAAGGAUUUGGUGUUGCAACUUCAUACGUUGCAAUGAGCACUAUAAGCGAAGAAUGGGCACCUCUAAGCGAAUCUGGAAUGUUUCUCUGCCUUAUUUCUUGUCAUUUUCAGGUGAAUAAUUUAUUUUAG
Meloidogyne enterolobii is the source of this 237-nucleotide messenger RNA. Lineage: Eukaryota; Metazoa; Nematoda; Chromadorea; Rhabditida; Meloidogynidae. The record is from the annotation of a GenBank genome assembly.